Paramuricea clavata is the source of this 971-nucleotide messenger RNA. The record is from the annotation of a GenBank genome assembly. NCBI's taxonomy places the organism in Eukaryota, Metazoa, Cnidaria, Anthozoa, Malacalcyonacea, Plexauridae.
AAGAUAGAUCUUGAAGAAAAGGAUCAUAAGUCUUUACUUGGUAAAUCAAACCAAUACGUCCCUAGUAAUUAUCCUGAAUCUUGCAAGGAAUGGGCAUACUUAAACGGCGGAAAGUGUGCUUCAAGUUAUUUUUGGUUUCUGGAGCAAUCUUUACCUUAUACGGCUUUGCCUGGCUAAAAGCUGUUUUGAAUAACCGUUAUAACGUCCCACCUCAGAAGGAGGAAUCAGGAAUCCAUGUAAUAACUAACUAUCCACUGAUGACUGAAAAACCUUGGAACGAAAGCCAAACAGAAACCAACAGAUCCAGACUAUGGCAACGACAGGAAGAGAUAGAAGAAACACUACAGAAAAAUCUCAACCACCCUUUAGUCACAGCUGUUCAUCUUCUCGUUAAUCAACCAUCAGCCGAACAAAGAUUGAGCGAACAAAAUUUUCACAACAAACACAAAAUAUUUGUACAUCGCAUCAACGCCUUGCCUAAAUACAGAGAUUUUUUCGAUUACGUAAACGACAGACUCCAAAAUCAGUUUGUGGUUAUAACGAAUAUGGAUAUUUAUCUUGGCGAAGGAUUUGAAAUGAUAAAUAAAACAUUUCUGGUAAAAAGUAAUAUAUCUUACGCCUUGACACGCCAUGGACGUCAGGAAAAAAGAUGCAAUAUGGGCGGAAAACGUGGAUAUUGUGGAGUAAGCUAUGUCGGUUCACACGAUACCUAUAUUUUUGUGCUUACACAACCUUUAGAUGAUUCUGUUCUGGCCGAGUUCAAUUAUAACAUGCAUGUCAUGGGGUCGGAUAACAGAAUGAUUUGGAUACUAAAAAACCGGAUGAAAAAGAAACCUCUUAAUCCAUGUCAAUACUUAAAGACAUACCACAACCACUGUGUUGAUAUACAUGGUAGUGUAAGACCACAGAUAAGUUAUAAUCGGAAUAUUGGUAAAGGUGCUAUAGUGAAACCCGGUGGGUUAUAUGAAUGA